AUGUCUUCAGUGGCUAAGCAGGGUGGAGAGGACUGCCACGGAUCAGCACUAAGUGCUGAUGCAAAAGUAGCAGCUACGGCAGUCACUUUCACCACCACCACUACCAUCAACAUUAAUAUUACUGCAGCCGUAGCUACUGAGACUCCACCAUUAUCCGCUUAG
Messenger RNA from Echinococcus granulosus, 162 nucleotides. RefSeq lists its product as hypothetical. Bases 1 to 162 code for a protein of 53 amino acids. The record is from RefSeq and is a predicted model, not a curated record. The transcript has a single exon. NCBI's taxonomy places the organism in Eukaryota, Metazoa, Platyhelminthes, Cestoda, Cyclophyllidea, Taeniidae.